This is a messenger RNA of Psammomys obesus (fat sand rat), 4625 nucleotides long. It is a transcript of the gene Hbs1l, whose product is annotated as HBS1 like translational GTPase. Lineage: Eukaryota; Metazoa; Chordata; Mammalia; Rodentia; Muridae. The transcript is spliced from 5 exons. Gene Ontology annotation, biological process: translation. The record is from RefSeq and is a predicted model, not a curated record. Bases 124 to 1947 code for a protein of 607 amino acids. Gene Ontology annotation, molecular function: GTPase activity; GTP binding.
CGGCGGCGAGCCCUGGCGGAAGCCAAGAUGGCGCGGAAGAGGUGUCCGGGCCGCGGUGGGUGCCCCGUCGGUGUCUGAGCCGAGUUACUUGGAAGGGACGGUGACAGACGCCCUGUGUGCGCGAUGGCCCGGCAUCGGAACGUCCGGGGCUAUAACUACAACGAAGAUUUUGAAGAUGAUGAUUUGUACAGCCAGUCUGUGGAGGAUGACUACUGUAUUUCACCAUCAACCGCUGCUCAGUUUAUUUACUCUCGACGUGACAACCCAGUAGAAGAGUACGGCUAUGAAGAUCUGAGAGAGUCUUCAAGUCACCAGUUGAGUGACAUUGACCAAGCUCACCUUUAUUCAUGCCUGGAUCACAUGAGAGAGGUCCUGGGGGAUACUGUGCCUGAUGACAUAUUGACUGAAGCAAUUCUGCAGCACAAGUUUGAUGUGGAGAAGGCUUUGUCCAUGGUCUUGGAACAAGAGAGUGUGCAGAAUUUGAAGGGGAAGAGCGAAAGAGCUGUGCCUGCAGGAAAGCUGUCAAAAGGAGUCUUACUUUCUUCCUUUGAAGUUUCACCCGAAAUUGUUCAACAGUCUUAUUCUCAAUCAGAAAAUCACUUGGAUAGCAGUAGCAAAUCUGAUUGUUGUAGCUCAGUAGCAAAAUAUGGAUCACACAGUUCUUCACUUGUGCCAAGUCAAUAUUUACUUCAUAGAAAAAAGAAACUUGAGAGACCCAAAAGUGAAAAGGAACUAGAAUCAUGUAAGUUAACAAGAGAGCUGUCUCUAGCUCACCUGAUUGAUGAUAUGCCAAGAGAUUCCUGUGCAAGCCAGCCAUCAGUCAGACUGCCACCCUCAGACAGUACACAGAGCCAGCUCCCUAAGACUCUAGAUGCUGAUAUGUUGCGUCCUCCUCCAUCUGAGUGUGCUCCUGAAGAUGAUUUUACUCUCAAAGGAAUACCAGACUUAAAGUCCUUAAUGCGGGGGAACAUAGCAGCUAGUGGUUCUUUGGGUGUUCAGAGCAGUUCACUACCUGAUUUUCGGAGUAUUCCAAUGCAGAGCAUCUUGGGAACUUUAAAUAACCCAUUGCACCUAUCUAGCCCAGUUGAAAACAAUUUUAACUCCAAUAUAAGCACUGAGCUUGGACAAGGUGCCAAGAAUAAUAUUGUGAAAAAUGACAGCUUACUGUUUUCCCAAUGUGGAAGUCCGUCGCUGGCUGACCUGUUUGAGGAACACAGAGAGAACAGUCGCAGCCAGUGCUUCACCUUGCCUGGUCUGUGUAGCCCAUCUGCCAGCUUGGGCUCCCUUCCCCUGGCACACCUGGCAGACCGCUCUCAGGUUUCCAACACAGUAUCGGAGUUAACAGGCUCUCUGUCUUCAUUGGCAUUUUGUAAAGCUUCUCCCACAAGAGACCUGGAGAAUUUGUCCCUUUCUGAUUUGAUUGCAAAAUCGAUUGAACUAGACAACUCUCAGAUUAAGAGAGACUCCUUUGAGCUUAGUUUAUCUGAAAUGAGGAGUCCUGGAGUUGAUUCAAAUAUCGAUCUUAGUGUCCUGAUAAAAACUCCAGAGCCUGUCCCAAAGCCUGUAGUUGACCUCUCAGUUGCUACAAUACCAGAGGCUAAAGUUCUAAGUUCAAAGUUAGGGGAAAAUUCCAGUUCUACUAAGGAAAGUAAGAAAAACAAAAAGGGCUCUCUUCCUAGGAAAGCACCUUUGUCUGUGUCGUGGACCAAGGCCCUUGCUGCUAGGCCUUCAGCUUUUGCUUCAACGCUGUGUCUUCGUUACCCAGUGAAAAGCUGCAAAAGGCACACUCUUGAACUCUACAAGACUUUCCUUUAUAGUAGACAAGUUCAAGAUGUGUCAGACAAAGAAAUAAGUCCUCUUGUAGCAAUAACGCCAUUUGACUUCAAAUCAGCAUCUCCGGAUGACAUUGUAAAAGCUAAUCAAAGGAAAGCAUUUACUAGAGAAUAGGAACAAAAGGAAAACUUGGCUACUGCUGUAAGCUUUUAAUCUUAAUGUAAAGUCUUUGUAGGAUCAUUUUAUAUUAUGGGAUUCAAAUUGUGAUUUUUAUUAAAAUUGUCUUAAGUCUGUUAUAACAACCUAGGUUGAUAAGGAUUUCUGCACUGAGAAUUUUUUUACGUUAUCUUCUUGGAGUAAUGACUGGUGUCAUUGAAGUUGCUAGCUCAUAAGAGUGUAUGUUUACAUUGUGAUAUGGAAAUACGAUAUUGUGAAUUGAACCUCAGAUAUUUCAUUUGAUAUCCAACUUAAGUUUUUUCUAUGAAUUAUUUUUGUGCUUUUUUUUUUUUUUUCUUAAAUGGAAGUGCAACUACUUGGGAUUAUCAUAGUAUGAAGAUGGUUCCUAGGAUACACAGCACAGCUGAGACAUUUUAUAUUUUCAAGUAUUAUUGGCAUCAUUCCUAGCUUUAUUGUUUUACUUAGAUGACUACUGAAAUUUUUCUACUAGAAAAUUUAAAAAUUCUUGAAUUUUGAAAGUACUAUGAAAUAUAGCUAAGGUGCAUUUUUGAUGAUGAAAUGAAAAUCUUUUAAGGGACCAUGUAUGUGUUGGAGUUGGAUUAAUACAGAAAUUAUUUUUAUAUGCUAUAUAUUUUAUAGACUUUAAGGCACCCUUUUUAAAAUAAACAUGUAUAGAAUAUUUGGGAAUAUGUCGCAUGUCAUUUGAAUAGUUUUUACCAGACCUCUAACAGUCUCUUUAGGGUAGGUUCUGGGGUGUGGACCUCUCCCUUUUGCUGCUAAUGGCUGUGUGCCUGGCUCUCACAAAGCUCAGCAGCAGCAGAGCCCAUUAGGAUGCUUGUAGUCAGUCAGUGGAUAAGGAAGGAUGCCUCUUGGAUGGCACUGGUCCUCAGCAAGGGUACGAAUCACCAGAGAACAUUUUCAAAAUGCAGCCACGCUUGCUGCUUUUCAGACUGGCUGAGUGUGUUUGUGAGGGAGGCCCUGGGGAGUGGAUUUGCUAGGUGGUUGCCAUGUGACACCUAUGGGCUGCUUUUCCUGCAGAAUAAAAUUUUAAUACCAAAUAUGUCUGACCAACUUAAUUUCUUUUUUUAAGUCUUCUUUUCAUUAUUUAGAGAAUACUUUGUUAGUUUUUGUAAUCAAGCCCUUGUAGAUAAAAUUGAAUUUCUAAUAAUCACGAAUAUCAAGGAAAAAUUAUUAAUCAGGUAUAAUGGUCUUUUGUUUAGAGUGAUAAAAAGUAGUGUUAAUAUUUCUUACAUAGUGUUAUUUCUUAGUAAAAAUUGAGUGACUGUCCUGUAAGUAGUAAUAUUUUUUUUUCCUAGCAGCUGCUUCACUAUAUCUUGAUUGUAGGUGCAUGUGUGUGUGUGUGAGUGUAUUUGUGUUUGUGUGUGUAUGUAUAUGUGUUUGUGCAUGUGUAUGUGUGUCUCUGAAUGUAUGUAUGUGUGUCUCUGAGUGUAUGUGUAUAUGUGUGUGUCUGAGUGUAAUAGUGUCUCUGAGUGUCAGAGUGUGUGUAUGUGUGUAUAUAUGUGUGUGUCUCUGUGUGUGUGUAUGUAUGUGUAGGUUGUAUCUUUGUGAGUGUAUAUGUAUGUGUGUGUGUCUCUGAGUGUGUGCAGUGUGUGUGUGUGUUUGUUGUAUCUCUGAAUGUGUGUGUGUCUCUGAGUGUGUGUGUAUGAGUGUGUCUCUGUGUGUGUGUAUGUAUGUGUGCGUGUCUGAGUGUGUGUGUGUGUGUGUGUGUGUGUGUGUGCAUGUUUACAUUUGGAUUGUUUACCAGUAGUCUUGGCUGAAUGUAAGCUAGCAUAUCCAGUAUUCUGCUGAGCCACAGUCCAAGUCCCACAUUGUGUUGGAGGCUAUAAAACCACACCAUGCAAAAUGUAGGGUUAGCAUCACAGUCAGGGCUGUCUUUGCUUUUCUAGUCUUUUCUCUCCGCCAGUGUAUGUCUGUACAGGCAGAGGCCAGGGCAGAGUCGAAUUGUAUCAAGAGUUGGCAACUCGUAGUUACUCCUCAGAGAUGAAGCCCUACACAAGGGUUCUCUUUGCCCAGAAAGCCACACAUUUGCUCUUGAUCCACAUUGAAGUAUUGUUUUAUUUUUAUGAUGGAGUAAUUUUUAUAAAGAACAACAGUACCUUGUAAGCUGUACUUAGGACUGCAUGCCCCUUUUUUGGCUGAUUAGGAUUGAAACUACCACUUAGGAGAUUUCUUUUACCGCUUUUAGUGUUUUUCCCCCCCUGGCAGCUGCUUUGCUAUUCCGUGUGUGUGUGUGUGUGUGUGUGUGUAAAUCUCGUUUUUAAGAUAACUUCCUGGCCUUCCUAUUUUCUUUUCUUGGCUACCGGCAUGUCAGGCCUAUGCUUGACAAGGUCGCUGUUCUGACUGUGGCAUGCCACAGUUUCUGAGGCUCAGAGCGGGGAGCCCACAAUGCCUCUUCGUGCUUCCACCCUUGGCUGUGGUCCUUGGCAUAGAGCAGGUUGUGCUCAUUGGUAGAUAGGCUGUUGUGAGGAUGUUUACACCAACUGUACACCAGCUGCUGCUGUCUUGGUAGCUCAGGGAUGUUGAGAGUGUUUUAGCUUUACUUUAUUUUCUGUUUCAAAUAUCCAUGUUGACAUGCAAAGACACUUGUGUUUAUUGCGAUCAGCGUAAUACAGUAAAUUAGUUCUAAGUGAUGUGGAAGAUGCUCAACAGGAUUG